AUUACUGUUGGACAGACUUUUAUGUAACGCCGAUUCAUUUUUUAUCACCCAGUGGGAAAGAAUCGGACUGUUUUACCAGGGAGGGCAAUGUUCACAGAUAACAUCCUGCAUCUGGGAGAGUUUACUGUAUUUCUAUCCCAAAGUGUGUAUCGUCGAGGUGAGCCCCACCCAGUUGUGACCGAACCCCAUCGUUAUUUUAAUUUUUUCCUCCAUUUUUAAUAUUUCUUCGAAGUUUGGAAAACGUUGGUAAUAAAAAAUGGACAGAGAAGAGAAAGUACAAGUGGUGAGAAGCGCGAUAAAAACGUACAAAAAUUUUCCCAAGGAGGGAAUUAUUUACAAGGAUGUUUUUGGAAUUUUCCAAAAUGUAACUGCAAUGAAAGCUCUGAAGGAUCUCCUGGUGGAGCAUUCCUCCUCCUUGGAGCUGGAUAUAAUCGUUGGUCUCGACUCCAGAGGAUUUCUAGUGGGUCCUCUCAUCGCUCUAGAACUUGGAAAACCGUUCGUGCCUAUUAGGAAAAAGGGCAAAUUACCAGGAGAUGUUGCUGAGGAGAGUUUCGCACUGGAGUAUGGAGAGGCAACAUUUGAGAUUCAAACUGAGAGCAUCAGCAGUGGCAAGAGGGUGCUGAUUGUCGAUGAUCUGCUGGCAACUGGAGGAUCAAUGGCAGCUGCAGUUCAAUUGCUAAAAUCUCUCGAAGUUGAUGUUGUCGAGUGUCUCGUCAUCAUGGAACUAGUCUAUUUAGGUGGACGAUCCAAACUGAAAGCUCCAGUAUUCUCCUUAGUCAAAUACGACUGACUCUCAGUUCAAAUUUCUCAGAAAUAUUUUGACUAAAUCCUUACAUUGAAUUUCUAAUUUCAACUUUUUAACAGAAACAUUCCACUCAAGCAUUUGUGCACAAUAAAAGGCAUAUUUUUAUAUCCAUAAGUUAUACCGAGAAUAUUUUAAAAAAUAUAGGAUUUAUAUUGAACGUCAGUUA
This is a messenger RNA of Diachasma alloeum, 971 nucleotides long. It is a transcript of the gene Aprt, whose product is annotated as adenine phosphoribosyltransferase. The record is from RefSeq and is a predicted model, not a curated record. The coding region runs from base 257 to 790 and encodes 177 amino acids. Lineage: Eukaryota; Metazoa; Arthropoda; Insecta; Hymenoptera; Braconidae. Gene Ontology annotation, biological process: AMP salvage; adenine salvage. The transcript is spliced from 4 exons. Gene Ontology annotation, molecular function: adenine binding; adenine phosphoribosyltransferase activity; AMP binding. Gene Ontology annotation, cellular component: cytoplasm.